AUGUUUUUAUGAUAAGUGUGUCUCUUUCUCGUGGUACAUAUUUAUUAACUUUAUUUAUAAGUAAUUUUUUAAUUGAAUUGGAAAUAUACAAGAAAUGCAUCGACAUAUGUUGUAGUUUUGUGUGACAAAAUGGUAUACAUAAAUUUGUAACAACGUUAAAAUGUGAAUACCACACAGGCGAUAACAAGCUGUGACCCUGAAGUAAUGGAUGUCGAGACGCCAUCCUACAGCGGUAAAAUUAACCAGGUACUCGAGAGGUUUCUUGACCCGGGCUUUAAAAUAAAUAGCGAUGUAUAUUUGAAUUUACUGCUCACUCAUCUGACUGGAACUCCAGAUGGAAAAGACUCGAGUGUCACAAUCCCAUCUCACAAAAUAUUCCACGCUUGGAUUACUAAAGCUGUUACUCUUUGGAAAGAAAAAAAAGUGAAACCCCAGCCCUCCAUUCUUUCGUUCGCCUUGAACCUUGCCGGAAGCCUGUCCAAGGACGAGCAAAUAUUCGUUAAGUUUAAUACCACCAACACUUACGAAAACCUUAUCAGUGUCGUGCGACUGGACGGGGAAGCUAUCGUUAAACUAGGAUUUAUAAAUUUGUUGUACUCUUUGUUGGAACACAAGUCAGGGGUGCAAUGGGUAGUAGCCACCAGUUACUGGAUGGACAUCCUAAGUCUUAUUCUGAAGCCCCAGACUCUGUAUAUUAGGAAACAGGGGUAUCAAUUUUUCAUUAAGCUCUUGGAGAAAACCAUCUCCUUCAAUCGGCAUUUUGGCUUGUGUAUCGUCGGCUCCAUGUUGAAUCCGAUAAAAGAAUUCAUAAAAAAUUUACCGAAAUCGAGUCAGGACUUGGAAAUACAAAGCCAGCCUACGUAUGACACCCUACACCCGGCAUUGGCGUUCGUUACGGAAGUGCUUGAGGUGCUGUUCCGCAACCUCAACAUGGACGUCCUCAAAUUGUUCGUCGAACAGGAAAUAAAAGAGUUGAUCAAUAGUGUUCUUCUGUUGUCUCAAAACGAGGAGUUCUCGUUUGAGUUAUUAAAAAUUAAACUUUUGCUGAUGUUUUACCAGCUGCACGUAGACUUGAGGGGGUUAAAAGUUAUCCAGGAAACGAAGGCCAGCCAAGAGGUGAUGGGAAUUUUCAAUUUGUUAUCGUCGGAAAUCGUGAAAGAUCACCCGAGGACCGUAAUAAAGUUAUGCCAUCAGGGAGUCUAUUACUGGAAGCAGAUCGACAAAAACAUGCCUGUUUGCUUCCGCCAAGGCGAACUCAUCGAAUUCGAAAACCAAAUGGUGAUAUUUCAGUUGUUGCCUAUUAUGGUGUUCAGCUUUAAUACGAUCGGCGAGCAGUAUUCGGCCAACAGCCUGAACGACGACGACUUCAAGAGAGAAUACAUGAUUAAGUUGUUGAAAAAAAGUGCCGCGCAAACUGUCCAGCUCGCGUACUCUUUCAAGAACCGUUUGCUGGCGCUACCGAACGUCAUCGACCACGCCGUCUACGCCCUCCAGUUUCUCCUCAGAUCCAAGCAGUUUUACUCUCGGGAAACGGGCGCCCUCGUUUUCCAGCCGCUGAUUUACUGCCUGCAGGAUUGCCUGCAGUACUGCAGCAAAAAUCGGCAGCUGUCUUCGCCCAAAUCGAAACUGCUGUUGGAUUCCUUAUUGGAAGCGAUCGUCGUGUACAUCGAAACGUUCAGUUUGACGUGGAAGGACAGCAUCGAAACCAUAUGCGUCAUGAACCUCGCCUAUGAGUUUCUAAAUAUUUCGGAAUUGCUCUUAGAGCCGAGGCUGGUGGUGCAGGGCUUGAAGCUGCUCAACACCGCGAUCUCAAAGUACAUGUCGCCCAAUAUGGUAUUGCUCAUCGACACCCCGAGGGAUUCGAUAUUGGGCCACAUCGGGCCCGUGCUGUACGCGAAAUGUCACAACCCCAACUGGGAGAUUAGGGACAGCGCCCUCGAAGUCAUCUACACCCUAUGCUCCAACGCCCACACGAGAUAUCCGUCGUUUCAGAAAAUCCUGUUAGACGCCGGUCUGCCUCAGUUAAUACUCGAAAUGGCACUUAAAGACGGCGAAUCGUUCGUUAGGGCGACGGCGUUGAGGUGCCUGCAGGAAUCGAUCCUGGUGCCGACCAUAUGGGGCGUUUUCAAUGAGCUGGGCGACUUUUACGAAAAAAUCCUCGGCAUUUUCCGCGACGAAACCGAGGGCGUGGUUCGGAAGGAGGCCGCCCUGCUCGUGUGCAAAAUCUACGAAGAGCACGCAGUCGCUGACCACGCCCAUCCCAAAAUAUAUGACGUGAUGACGCACGCGGCCACGGCCGACCUCCACUGGGAGGUGAAGGUGAACGCGCUUAGUUUCUGGGAGAAGGUGGUCAACCGGCACCUGCACCACCAGGGUAUGAUCGACGGCACGUUCCCCAGCGUCACGUUCUCCAAGGAGAAUCGGAAAAUAGUGACGCUGAACGCGGCCGAAGUGCGCAGGCGCCUCGUUAAAACGUUGGACGUACUGAGCGCGAACGGGUGCCUCGCGGUAUUCGUAGCCGCCAUACAAGACGACUGCGACCUGGAGGUGUCGAGAACGGCCACCAGGAUCGCAGGAAAGUUCGUCACAUUACUUAAACAGUACGAGGUAUCCGUCGAGAACGUCAACUCGAACGGGCUUACGAACGUGACAUCACCGAACUGUUGGAGCGGUGCCAGCGCGCCGAUGACGUCGUCCGAUGGUACCCCAACCGACGUGUCACCCGAUAUGGAACUGGAGGUGACGCCCCACUCAACGUUGAGCUCAUUUUUCGAGCCGGUGAGUCCAGAAUGCGCACCGCCCAUAAGUCCCUCGCUGAACCUCGACCCGCAUCCUUCGGUCUCGUCGGACUCUAAUUCUCCGGGGGUCGGGUCUACCCCGGAGUUUUCCGACGAGACUAGCCUCUACGCAAACGGGUUCGCCGUACCUUCGAACCCCGCUGCUUUGGACGACAUCGUGAACGCCAACGACAUCAAUUUGUUGCAGAGCAUAUACGACCCUAGUGAUCAGCGGGCCGGCAUUGGAGGAACGGUCUCGAUGAGGACCAGGCGGGUUUUAUCACCCGGCGAGUUUAUAGAGUUCGCAUACAAGGAUGUGGACACGCACGUCGAAGACAGAGCCCAAUGGCUGAGCAGUCUAGACGAGUUCGGGUCAUUGUUGGACGACAUUUUACGCGACUAUAACGACGGCGCCGACGUAAACGACAUGGACUGCUAUUAACAUUUAUUU
Cylas formicarius (sweet potato weevil) is the source of this 3228-nucleotide messenger RNA. RefSeq lists its product as uncharacterized. NCBI's taxonomy places the organism in Eukaryota, Metazoa, Arthropoda, Insecta, Coleoptera, Brentidae. Gene Ontology annotation, biological process: DNA damage response; cell population proliferation; positive regulation of protein phosphorylation. The transcript has 10 exons. The coding region runs from base 205 to 3219 and encodes 1004 amino acids. Gene Ontology annotation, cellular component: nucleus. The record is from RefSeq and is a predicted model, not a curated record.